GCCUCCAGACUUAUAAAUUCAUUGUCUCUCACUCCACUCUCCUCGAGGUGUAACAGACACGUUUGCUCCUGCUCAACUAAAACUUCGCUUUCAGGAUGAGGGAAAUCGUCCACCUUCAAGCAGGCCAGUGCGGUAACCAGAUUGGCGCAAAGUUUUGGGAGGUGAUCAGUGAUGAGCACGGAAUCGACCCCACAGGAAGCUACAAUGGGGACAGCGACCUGCAGCUGGACAGAAUCAGCGUUUACUACAAUGAGGCCUCCGGAGGUAAAUAUGUGCCCAGGGCCAUCCUUGUGGACUUGGAGCCUGGCACUAUGGACUCUGUGAGGUCCGGACCCUUCGGCCAGAUCUUCAGGCCCGACAACUUUGUUUUCGGCCAGAGCGGGGCGGGUAACAACUGGGCCAAGGGCCACUACACAGAGGGAGCCGAGCUGGUGGACUCGGUCCUGGAUGUGGUGAGGAAGGAGGCAGAGAGCUGCGACUGCCUGCAGGGCUUCCAGCUCACCCACUCCCUCGGUGGAGGAACCGGUUCCGGCAUGGGCACCCUGCUCAUCAGCAAGAUCCGCGAGGAGUUCCCCGACCGCAUCAUGAACACCUUCAGUGUUGUUCCAUCGCCAAAGGUAUCAGACACAGUCGUUGAGCCCUACAACGCCACCCUGUCGGUCCACCAGCUGGUAGAGAACACAGACGAGACGUUCUGUAUCGACAACGAAGCCCUCUACGACAUCUGCUUCCGCACGCUCAAGCUGACCACGCCCACCUACGGCGACCUGAACCACCUGGUCUCAGCCACCAUGAGCGGCGUCACCACGUGCCUCCGCUUCCCCGGCCAGCUCAACGCUGACCUCCGCAAGCUGGCCGUCAACAUGGUGCCUUUCCCCCGUCUCCACUUCUUCAUGCCGGGCUUCGCCCCCCUCACCAGCAGGGGCAGCCAGCAGUACCGUGCCCUCACCGUGCCUGAGCUCACCCAGCAGGUGUUCGACGCCAAGAACAUGAUGGCGGCGUGCGACCCCCGCCACGGGCGCUACCUGACGGUGGCCGCCGUGUUCCGCGGACGCAUGUCCAUGAAGGAGGUGGACGAGCAGAUGCUCAACGUGCAGAACAAGAACAGCAGCUACUUCGUGGAAUGGAUCCCCAACAACGUGAAGACGGCCGUGUGCGACAUCCCACCCCGUGGCCUCAAGAUGGCCGUAACCUUCAUCGGCAACAGCACCGCCAUCCAGGAGCUGUUCAAGCGCAUCUCCGAGCAGUUCACUGCCAUGUUCCGCCGCAAGGCCUUCCUCCAUUGGUACACCGGCGAGGGCAUGGACGAGAUGGAGUUCACGGAGGCGGAGAGCAACAUGAACGACCUGGUGUCCGAGUACCAGCAGUACCAGGACGCCACCGCCGACGAGGAGGGCGAGUUCGACGAGGAGGCCGAAGAGGACGGCUGAGCACGGAGAGCCAAGCAGAGGAAGGAGGUGUCAAGUGUCCCGCCAUCAUAAGUAGAAUAAAUAAUUCAGUGAAUUGUUGUUGAAAAGGAAAUUGUUAUAGCCCAUUAGAUAUCCUUUGCAAUUGACUGCAAAUACAUUUGGCAAAAAAUAAUGGUUUCUCUUUUUUUUCUUGCACUGUAAACCGGAGAGCUCUAUUUGCCUGUCAAAGAAGGGUACAGUGAAGCAUUCCACCACUGGAGUAUAUGGCUCGUGCAUCAAUGAGGUAGUUAAUAUGUUGGUUAGAAGGAUGCCAUGUUUAACAUUUACAUGUCAUUGGUAUGGCAAUGUCGUCUACAGUUACCAGUUCUACCAGUGUCCUGUCUGAUCACCAACCCCUUGCCAAGUCCCCUAUUGUAUGUGGCAAGCAUAUAUAAUUAAGUUUAAAGUACAUGAUUUAUGACAUCUCGGAAAGAAUCAUUUGUAAGUGCAACUUGGGGGUCCUAAAGGCUUAAUGUGUAAGUGUUUAAUGAGGCCAAAAUAAAAUACUUUUUAAGUUUAACUUA
Molecule: messenger RNA, 1972 nt
Organism: Gadus morhua (Atlantic cod)
Lineage: Eukaryota; Metazoa; Chordata; Actinopteri; Gadiformes; Gadidae
Gene: tubb5
Product: tubulin, beta 5
Exons: 5
Coding region: 96-1430 (444 amino acids)
Biological process (GO): microtubule-based process
Cellular component (GO): microtubule
Molecular function (GO): GTP binding; GTPase activity; structural constituent of cytoskeleton
Source: RefSeq, a predicted model, not a curated record